Aspergillus sclerotioniger CBS 115572 is the source of this 2460-nucleotide messenger RNA. Its product is annotated as HET domain-containing protein. The coding region runs from base 1 to 2289 and encodes 762 amino acids. Lineage: Eukaryota; Fungi; Ascomycota; Eurotiomycetes; Eurotiales; Aspergillaceae. The record is from RefSeq and is a predicted model, not a curated record. The transcript has a single exon.
AUGAAUAUGGAAGCCACUGCUACCGAAAACGUUGCCACGCCAGGCCUGGAUAACGGUCAUGCCUGUUCCCUCUGUGAGGACAUCGAGGUUAUACGACACCCAAAUGUGUCACUCAAUGAUCCUGUGGCUAUUCGUACCUUCAAACAUGACCUAUUUCAUUAUGUUUGUUCUUCCUGCCCCUCGAAGAAAUGUCGGGGGCACACUGACCUGUGCCCUAUCUGCACCCAUCUUCGCAUCCACCAUUUAGCUGCCUGCAUCCCUUCCCCCCCUGACAAGCUCAGAAUCUCGGGAUGGAAGCCGCUAGAGGUAGGGAGUUUACGAAUCAAAUUCGCAACCACAGGGGAAGUGCUGGAGCGGCAAUCAGGGUGUGCGAUGUGCAAGGUGAUUGUCGACACUGCUAGGGUACACUACCCGCCAGGGCUUACUGGUUCUAGCCCUGAAGAGCCCAUUCACAUUUUUCUCGAGGGCUACAGAAUAGCAGUGGUAUAUGGACACCGUCAGCUGCUUCAGCUUCCCUUAUACAAGCGAACCCACGAUCAUAGCCCUCAUUAUCAGGUAGGAAUGGGAUGUCCCGGCCAACCUGGUAAAUUGACCCCGGUGGAUGAAAAAAUCAACUGGAAAACGCCACUUCGCUGGAUCGCCCAAGACAGACUUCAUCGGGAGAAAAAAAGCCGCAAGACUGAGUGGCCGGAGCACCUCAAGCUGAUUGACGUCGACCAGGAUCAAAUAAUCGAUGCACCCAAUCCAUGUGAGUUCAUGGCACUGAGCUAUGUUUGGGGAGCAGUGAAGGAAGUCGACUUGCCCGAUUGGCCUUCGUUCAACCGAGCUGUACUGCCUGCGACGAUCAAAGAUGUCCUUGUUGCAUGUAAUCAUCUAGAGCAGCGAUAUCUGUGGGUCGACCAACUAUGCAUCGACCAACGGGAUGAGAAAGAAAAGAGAGCCCGGUACGAUCAGACAGGCUGCAUUUACAGCAAUGCCGUUUGCACCUUGGUUGCGCUCGCGGGGGAGGACUCGAAUUACGGACUCCCGGGAGUCACCCAGCCACGCCUUUGGAGUAUUGUCCAGCAAGGGAAUGUGGCGAUUACCAUCCCGCAGCUGUAUCCCUACCAAUCCAUCGAGAGAAGCCAGUGGAACACCAGAGGAUGGACCUUCCAGGAGGGUCAACUUUCCCAAAGGCUCCUCUAUUUUGCAGAAUAUGAGGUUCUCUUUUUCUCGCCCAUGCUUGACAAUCGCCAGUAUAAACGGGAAUGCGGAAGUCUAGGGUGUUAUAACCCUAUUGGCUUUUGUCCGAUUGACGGCUACUCAAGAGCCUUGAAGUCAUACAAAUACCGGCAUCUGUCAAACCCAGCCGACAUAUUGCGUGCCUGGGAAGCGGUGAGCCGACUGUAUUUCGGUUGUGAGACGUAUUACGGACUGCGACUUGGAUGGAUGGAUGAGGAGAUCCUCUGGUAUAUCUACUACGAUAAGUGCCCUCGGCCUGGGGAAGUCUUCCCAUCCUGGUCAUGGGCAUCUCAGAUGCCACGGGCUCUGUACGAGGGAUGCAUAGUUGGCCUCGCAGUGUGGGCGGUACCUAAGGAAGGGGGAUCAUCAUCCGACAUCACUCUCUGCCAACCUGCUUCUGACCGUCCGUUGCCGCUGCACAGCGGAGUACUUGAAUGGUACGAGGCGAUCUUGGUAGCCUGGUCAAAAGGCUGCAUGCGGCGACCAUUCCCUCUCGACCUGACACGACCAUCCCCCCUGGGGCUGGGAUACAACAAUGAGACAGCCGAGGAGGUUGCGAGGUUGUGGAAUAGCUACGCCGAGUACUGGCAAUAUUUCUUUGGAGACCUUGAUAACGACACCACAUUCACGUCAGAGGAUCGCAAGGUGGCUUCGUCUGGUCAUGGACGCAUUCUUGUUCACAGCCAAACCGCGAAAUUCAAUAUCGAGCACAUUCUCGGUUCGUGCAAAUUCGACAUCUAUUCAAAGAACGGACGAUGGAUAACUAUGACGGAACUCGAUAAAUACAUGGAACCAUACCUGCCGUCCGGGCAAGGGGAGUUUAUAGCGUUGUCAAUUGCCAAUGACUUAUACUAUUCCAUUGAUCACGAACGGGCGAGAACACUCGAUGGCCGUUUGCGUCUACACAGACUAGAAAACAUACUCGGCGAACCAUUCCUCCUGAAUGCCAUGUGGAUCGGAAGAAACCUAGCAAAUCCCGAUGUCGCGCGCCGCUUGACGGUGGUGAGAAUCCCCCUGAAACAUUGGGUGGAGGCCAGGCCACGGUUUGAGACAAUCGUGCUGGAAUGAGUUUCCGACUACCUGCGGAUAUUUUGUACAUCUAGCAAAUGUCAAAUAAACCUGUUUCUCUGGGAAUUCCGUCGCGGUACUCUAGGAACCGUUGUUCCUAUUGUAUGCUGGGGUCGGAUUUUCGGCCUCUAAAAAUCUAUUUUUACGUAGAGGUCCGGUGGUCGAUUAUGG